This is a messenger RNA of Cyanistes caeruleus (blue tit), 735 nucleotides long. Lineage: Eukaryota; Metazoa; Chordata; Aves; Passeriformes; Paridae. The record is from RefSeq and is a predicted model, not a curated record.
GGCUCCAACUGCCCCUGGCCUCGGCGGGCAGCGGGAGCGGCCUGGACGGCGGGCGCGUUGCGCGGAUCCGCGGUCACUCACCGCCCCCCGCCUUCUCCGCCUUUCCCCCGCUGUCCUGACAGCCGGGGAAGGAGAAACGCGGCAGAGCCGAUCGGCAUCGAGAAAUGCCUGGGAAAGCUUGGCGCUCUGGUUCCGGCUGUGUGCUGGUGUUUUGGGAGCGGUUUUCUGGGCAGGCCCCGCGCCCCUGAGCGCUGUUUGUUCCCUGGGCAGGUCUCGGUGCUGUAUUUCGCCAGGAGCGCGGAGCUGGCGGGGCUGCGCUCUGAGACCCUCUCGGUGCCACGGGAGAUCACCUCUCUGCAGCUCUGGGAGGAGAUCGUCAAGGUCCACCCCAGGCUUGCUGUCAUCCGGGAUCAAGUGGUAUUUGCUGUUCGGCAGGAGUACGUGCUUCUUGGAGAUCAGCUGCUGGUCCUGCAGCCUGGAGACGAGGUUGCCAUCAUCCCACCAAUUAGUGGAGGCUGAACCUGCCCUGGUUCUAUUAGGUCCGAAGAUGUGAUUGCAAUUCUCUCCUGCCACCCCAGUACUCAUUUGAGAGAGCCCAACUUGUGUUUCUGUCUGGAGAGUGCAGUUGUGCUGAGCAGAAACUAUAUGCCAGUGCACCAGUAAAUGAUUAACAUGUAUGCAGUAAAUGGAGGACACUUGCCAGAGAGUGCGAUAUGGAAGAAAGUGAAGAUGUGC